Messenger RNA from Dimorphilus gyrociliatus, 1326 nucleotides. Lineage: Eukaryota; Metazoa; Annelida; Polychaeta; Dinophilidae. The record is from the annotation of a GenBank genome assembly.
AGUAUUGUUUGUUUGAGCGUGGCCAGAAGCGUUUUCUAUCUCUUGCUUUUUUCUUUCUCACAUCGAGUUAUCAAGAUCCCCUUUUCUUUAUGGAAUUUAUCAAGUUUUCGCUGUUGGGUCUCUUCCUCAUGGAGAUGGAGAUCGGAGCCGAUCUACACGCUCCUUGUUACCAUUGUGAAUUUAUGAAAAUGCGUCUACUCCACAAAAGUUUACCGAAAGUGAGAAGUUUGUCAAAGAGAUCUCAUCACAAUCCAAGCGAGGAGGCAGGAAGAUGUACAAAAUACAGUAAAUGCGACGAAUGUCAGGUCGAAAAAUGUAUGGACGGUAUACGAAAGGUGAAAGAUGGUUGCGGAUGUUGUCAAGUUUGCGCCCGACAGUACGGAGAUUACUGCGAUUACAAACACGUCUGCGAUGAAGAGAAACACUUGUAUUGCGAUAAUGAAGAGAGGAGAGAGGUUAGAGGAAGGUGCAAAGUGAAAAGUCAAUACGCAAAAAAGUGUAAUUUCAAUGGAGUAUUUUAUAAGGAUGGUGAUAAAUUCGAUGGUGAAUCUUGUCGGUAUAAGUGUACCUGUCAAAAUGGUGUUGUUACUUGCGUUAAUAAGUGUCUUCAUGAGGAAAGGGCACCACGUUCUAGACACUGUAGAAAUCCUUUACUUAUUAAUAUUGGUAAUAAAUGUUGCAAAGAAUGGGUUUGUCCACUUAUUUUGGAUCCUCCGUCAAAUCCUGAACCAACUCCGUCGAGAGUACCCUGUCCAAAUGUAACUUCCGUAUGGUCUCCCUGCACAAAAUCGUGUGGAAUGGGUAUAUCGUUCCGUGUUCGGAAUGAUAAUGAAAAUUGCGCAAAAAUAAAAGAGAAGAGACUGUGCAUGAUAAGAACAUGCCAUUUAAUAGACGAACAUAUGAAAAAUAAAAAAGAAAAGUGUCCAGCUACGUGGAAGUUUCGUGACGAAAUCAAAUAUUUAGAGUACAAAGGAUGUCGGAGUGCCGUCAAAUAUAAACUAAAUUACUGUUCGAAUUGUAAAAAGAAGAAAUGUUGCUAUCCAAAAGAUUUUGACGUUAUAGAUGUCGAAUUUCGUUGCCCGAAUCAGAGGAGAUUUUCAGAACCAUAUAUGAAGCUAAAUAGUUGUACUUGUAGACCUAAAAGGCAUAGAGAACAAUUUUGCUAGAGAGCGACGUUUUGUUUCCUAUCAAAGAUAAAGAGAGAAAGAGAGCGAGAUUGAGAUAGAAAGAAAGUACACAUCUCUGUAUAUCCAUCCUCGUGUUUGUACAGUUAAAAUAACAUGUUAUUAACGAUAAAUAAAGAUAAAGAGAAGAUAUGUUAAUUGU